Molecule: messenger RNA, 1752 nt
Organism: Cherax quadricarinatus
Lineage: Eukaryota; Metazoa; Arthropoda; Malacostraca; Decapoda; Parastacidae
Source: RefSeq, a predicted model, not a curated record
ACUGGAACGUUUGUUUAUCAUUAACCUUAGUGGAAAUAAGUCAUUGAUUUUUUUUUGUUGUUUUUAGGACGGGGGUGGGGGUUAUCCUAGAUAAUUUACAAAUGUCUUAUUUAAGUCAAUCCGUGAUCAUUGAGAAAUUGUGCUAUUGAACCUAAAUGAAGUUGCUUAAUGUUUGGGUGGCUAGGUGGCACUGGACGGCUCUAUUCUCUCAAGUGUCGUUGUCAAAGCUCUGGGUGGCUAGGUGGCACUGGACGGCUCUAUUCUCUCAAGUGUCGUUCCUUCCUGUCAGAGCUCUAGAUCCAAGGAAUUUGAGCUCUCCAUCUCCUCCCUCUGAUCAGACUUGUUUGCCACUUGUUACUUAGUAACUGUAUGACCCCCUCAUAAUGGGUUUGGUGCAUCACUAAUUAAUAAACACCAACACUCGAGACUCAUGUUUCACGAAACAAUAUGGGAGUGACUGGCCAACCUGAGCUCAUCCAACCCCAUAGUUUUGUGAGCUUCAUGCAGCUGCACCAUCUGCACUUAAGAUAGCUGCAAACAUUUCUAGAGACACAGCUAUAACUAUUAUAACAUACAGGAAAACUACUUCACUGUAUACUGUAUAACCUAUUGAACAAGGAGCUGUCUUUGUAGCUAUAAAUAGUUUGCAAAUGGAGCAGGAAGAAAGUGUUGCUGUUUCAUCUUGGAUUAAAAAAGAAAUUCAAGAAGAUGUAAACUCUGAUAACACCUCACAAAAUGAGCAGGAAGAAAAGACAACUGAUGCAACUUCUGCCGACGCAGUGUGUGAGACAAAAAACUCUGUUGACCCAAGCCUCUUUGAAAGUAUUGUCAGUAUGGGCAUAGACAAACGACUGGCAGCUAAGGCCCUGGUUUGCACUAGCAAUAAAAAUGUAGAGGCUGCUUUGUCAUGGAUAAAGUAUGUGCAGUUAUUAAUGAGCUGGCAUAAGAAAUUUUCUCUGGGAGGAGCACUUAUAGAAAUUCUUAAGGAUUUAAAGUGUUGGAAGUAUGAUACUGUAAUGUACUGUUUAUGGGGAUUACCCCAUUCUGAUGGUUCUGUUGAGAGUGAUGAGUGGGAAGAUUGCGAAGAGGAAGAUGACGAGGAUACUUAUUAUAAAAUGGUGUUUGUCGUCAACACCGAACUUGGCAUGGGGUUUGGCAAAGUGGCUGCUCAGGUGGGGCAUGCUGCAUUAGGGCUUUACCGGCUGCUCAAGGAAGACGGAGAGAAGUAUGAUGCUAGCGUCGAGGAAUGGGAAGAAUUUGGAGAAAGGAAGAUAGCAUUAAAAGGAAAAAACUCUCAAGAACUCAUUGAACUUCAAAAGAAAGCAGAAAGUCUGUACCUUCCAACGUACCUGGUCCAUGAUGCAGGUAAAACUCAGGGUUCCAUGCAGGGAUCAACAACUGUACCUUGGCUAAUAUUAGCGAUGAAAGAGGCAGUGAAUGAAGUCACAGGGAAACUAAAGCUCUUGUGAUGGUAUUCAGGUUUAAUAUCCUUUUAUGCAGUUGCAUUAAAAUAUCUUUAAUAUAUUAUUAAAGAAUGUCUUAAUUUAAUUACACCAGGGAGACAAAUAUAAAAGGAUAAGGUUUCCUCGGAAUAAAAAACUUUGGUAUGGUUUCAACUUGGAAUUUCUAGUAAUUUGAAGCUGGAAUUUAUUUUAUGUAUUAAUGUUUAUAUUAUUAUGUGUAUUGUAAAUUGCAGCAUGUAUUGAGGUGUGUUUUAAGGAAUAAAAAAAAAAAGUAUUUAAUGACUCUGAG